Jaculus jaculus (lesser Egyptian jerboa) is the source of this 10483-nucleotide messenger RNA. RefSeq names its product REV3 like, DNA directed polymerase zeta catalytic subunit (gene Rev3l). Gene Ontology annotation, cellular component: nucleus; zeta DNA polymerase complex. Gene Ontology annotation, molecular function: DNA-directed DNA polymerase activity; nucleotide binding; DNA binding. Gene Ontology annotation, biological process: error-prone translesion synthesis; double-strand break repair via homologous recombination. The coding region runs from base 52 to 9498 and encodes 3148 amino acids. NCBI's taxonomy places the organism in Eukaryota, Metazoa, Chordata, Mammalia, Rodentia, Dipodidae. The transcript has 32 exons. The record is from RefSeq and is a predicted model, not a curated record.
CCGCUGCCGGGUCGCCCGAGAACGGGGGGCGGUGGCGGCGGCGGCGAAAACAUGUUUUCUGUGAGGAUCGUGACCGCCGACUACUACAUGGCCAGCCCGCUGCAGGGGCUGGACAUCUGCCAGUCGCCCCUCAGCCAGCUCCCUGUCAAGAAGGUGCCGGUGGUGCGGGUGUUCGGAGCCACCCCGGCAGGUCAGAAGACAUGUCUUCAUCUACAUGGCAUCUUUCCUUACCUCUAUGUGCCAUACGAUGGCUAUGGACAGCAGCCAGAAAGCUAUCUUUCUCAGAUGGCAUUCAGUAUCGACAGAGCACUUAAUGUGGCUUUAGGCAAUCCAUCUUCCACUGCUCAGCAUGUGUUCAAAGUGUCAUUAGUAUCAGGAAUGCCUUUUUAUGGUUAUCAUGAGAAGGAAAGACACUUUAUGAAGAUCUAUCUUUACAAUCCUGCAAUGGUGAAAAGGAUAUGUGAACUUUUGCAAAGUGGAGCCAUAAUGAAUAAAUUUUACCAGCCUCAUGAAGCACAUAUUCCCUACCUCCUACAGCUCUUCAUUGACUACAAUCUCUAUGGAAUGAAUUUAAUAAAUCUUGCUGCUGUCAAGUUCCGAAAAGCAAGACGGAAAGGUGAAUCAUAUGCAACUGGAUCAUUCAAGGAUCACAUGUCAGGAAAAUCCCCUGCUGGUACUUUAUUUAGGUGGGAAGAAGAUGAAAUACCAAGCUCUUUAUUACUGGAAGGUGUUGCACCACUGAGUACAUGUGAAUUAGAAGUGGAUGCUGUAGCUGCUGACAUCUUAAACCGGCUGGACAUUGAAGCUCAAAUUGGUGGAAACCCUGGUUUACAGGCAAUAUGGGAUGAUGAAAAGCAACGGCGAAGAGACAGAAAUGAAACUUCUCAAAUUAGUCAGCCUGAAUCACAAGAUCGCAGGUUUGUGCCCACAACAGAAAGUGAAAAAAAAUUUCAGAAGAGACUUCAAGAAAUUCUCAAGGAGAAUGAUUUCUCUGUCAGAACAUUAUCUGGAUCUGUGGACUACAACAGUGGAUCCCAGGAGUUCUCUGCUGAAUUGACAUUGCACUCUGAGAUUCUGUCUCCUGAAAUGCUUCAUUGUACGCCAGCCAACAUGAUAGAAGUUCACAAAGACACAGAGCAGAGCAGAGGUCACACUAGACAUAAAAUAGAAGAUGCACUUAUUAAUGAAGAAGCAAUUUUGAACCUCAUGGAAAACAGUCAGACUUUUCAGCCUUUGACCCAAAAGCCACCAGUUUUCAUGGGCAGUGGUCCUGAUGAAGCUCUAGUGCAUCUUCUUGCUUGUUUGGAAAGUGAUGGAUAUCAGGGGAAAAAAGAUAGGAUGCCAUCACCAUGUCACUCCUUUGGAGACACUAAAAAUCCUCCAAAUAGUGAUGAUGAAGAAAAUGAGCCACAGAUUGAAAAAGAAGAAAUGGAGCUUAGUUUGGUGAUGUCUCAGAGAUGGGACAAUGACAUUGAAGAACAUUGUGCCAAAAAGAGGUCAUUGUGCAGAAGUACCCACAGAAGCUCAACUGAAGAUGAUGAUUCAUCAUCAGAAGAGAUGGAAUGGAGUGAUAAUAGUUUGCUUUUUGCCAAUCUUUCUAUACCUCAGUUAGAUGGAACUGCAGAUGAAAACAGUGACAAUCCUUUAAACAACGAAAAUUCUAGAACCCAUUCAUCUGUGAUUGCCACAAGCAAGCUGUCAAUAAAAUCCUCCAUCUUUCACAAAGAUGCUGCUACAUUAGAACCCCCAUCUUCUGCUAAGAUUACCUUCCAGUGUAAACACACAAGUGCCCUUUCGUCCCAUGUUUUAAACAAAGAUGAUUUAAUUGAAGACCUUUCACAGCCAAACAAUAUAGAAAAAAGUCGAGACAACUCAGUCACUUCUUUUCCAAAUGAAAGCACUUACUCUGUGAAAUACCCCGGGACUUUAGGCAGUAGUGUCCAUUCAGAUAAUUCUCAUAAGGAGGUUUUUAAGAAUGAUGUCCUCCCAGUUUCUUCCUGUGAAAGUAGUAUCUUUGAUUAUGAAGAAGAUACUCCAUCUGUUACAAGACAAGCACCAAGUAGAAAGUAUACAAACCUUAGAAAAAUUGAAAAAGAUGCUCCUUUUAUUCAUGUGAACCGUCACACUAAUGAGAAUGCACUGGGGAAGAGCUCUUUCAACUUUUGUGAUUUAAGUCAUUCAAAAAAUAAAUUACCCUCUGAAGGAAAUGAAAAGGGAAACAGCACAUCUCUUAAUAGUUUCUUCCCUUCUUCAUUAGCUGAAAGUUGUGAUUUGCUCUCAUGUUCAGGGGAGAACAAGACGGUGGUGCAUUCUCUUGACAGCAUUGCUGAUGAGAGUGGACUAAAUAAACUGAAAAUCAGAUAUGAAGAGUUUCAGGAACAUAAAACAGAAAAGCCAAGUCUCAGCCAGCAAGCAGCACAUUACAUGUUUUUUCCUAGUGUUGUUCUUUCUAAUUGUCUCACUAGACCACAGAAGCCAUCUCCUAUCACAUAUAAAUUACAAUCCAGUAAUAAACUAUCUCGGGUAAAACCGAAUAAAAAGAAACUUGCAAGUCACCAGGAGACCACUACCAAAAGCAGUGAGACUGGAGCCACAAAGGAGAGUUGCAUGCAAAAUAAUUCUUACAACAGUAAUCCUGGGAAGGAUGAUGUAUUGGGCAGUGAUUUAGUUCAGCCCACUCGUGGAGUGUUAGAAAAGAAAACACCUGGAGAAGGUUUGAUAGACUGUCACUUUGGAGAAGGGUCUUUAGAAACAGAACCAUCCUUUGGAUUGUAUGGUAAUAAAUACACACUUAGAGCUAAACGCAAGGUAAAUUAUGAAACUGAAGACAGUGAGUCAAGUUUUGUAACACACAACUCAAAAAUUAGCCUACCUCAUCCCAUGGAAAUUGGUGAAAGUUUAGAUGGAAGUCUCAAAUCUCGGAAACGAAGAAAAAUGUCUAAAAAGCUGCCCCCUGUGAUUAUAAAGUAUAUUAUUAUUAAUAGAUUUAGAGGGAGAAAAAAUAUGCUUGUGAAGCUAGGAAAAAUAGACUCUAAAGAAAAACAAGUGAUAUUAACUGAGGAAAAAAUGGAGCUAUAUAAGAAGCUCGCACCUUUGAAGGAUUUUUGGCCAAAAGUUCCUGAUUCCCCUGCUACCAAAUACCCUAUCUACCCACUAACACCAAAGAAAAGUCACAGAAGAAAGUCAAAGCAUAAAUCUGUUAAGAAAAAGACUGGUAAGCAACAAAGGACAAGCAGUGAAAACAUUAGAAGAACUUUAUCUUUUAGGAAAAAACGGUCACAUGCUUUUCUUUCUCCUCCCUCACCAUCUUACAAUGCUGACACCGAAGACUGUGACUUGAAUUAUAGUGAUGUCAUGUCUAAACUAGGUUUUCUUUCUGAGAGAAGCACAAGUCCUAUCAAUUCUUCUCCACCUCGCUGCUGGUCUCCCACAGAUCCAAGAGCUGAAGAAAUUAUAGCUGCUGUAGAAAAAGAAGUAAUGCUCCUUAAGGGUUCCAGUGCAUAUAAUAGUAAGACUGUUAGUUCUCAUGCAGGGAAAAAUGGUCGAGCAAGAGUGCAGGUUAAGAAAUCAAAAACAAAGCUUAUUAAUCCCUCUGUCAUUACUAAGAAAAGGAACAAACGAAAUCAGACAAAUAAACUAGUAGAUGAAGGGGGAAAAAAACCAAGAGCAAAACAGAAACAAAAAUCAAAUGAGAAAGGUACACCAAGAAAGCACAUAGCACUUAAGGAUGAAAAGGUAAAAUUGCAGCCUGAGGCUGAAGUUACGUUUGCAUUGAAAGACCAGAAUGUGUCUGAGCUCACAAGUAGUUCUGCUCCUCAAGUACUUUUUAAACAGAAAGAGAUGUCACUGACAGGCUCUGCGCUAGACCAUCCACUUCCUGCUUCCCAACCCACUGGGAUCAGUGCACAGCAGAAGUUAUUGGGCUGCUUUUCUUCCUUCUUAGAAAGCAAGAAGUCCAUAGAUUUGCAAAUGUUCCCCAGCUCACGAGAUGAUUUACAUUCUUCAGUAGUUUCUAGUUCCAUAGGACCUGGAAUCUCAAAAGCUAAUAUUCAGAGAUCUCCUAGUCAUAGCACUAUGUUUACUCGAAAGGAGUCAGCCUUGAUUCAAAAAAAUAUAUUUGACCUUUCCAACCAUUUGUCUCAGGUAGCACAGAGUUCACAGAUACCUUCUAGUAUAAUGUCUCCAAAGACAGAAGAGAAUGCAAAUAUACAAAAAAACUAUAUAUCAUCUAUUGGAAAGUUAAAUGAAUAUCAAAGUUCACUAGAAUCAAAGCCAGACCAGGUCUAUGCCAGUAAUUUUUUACAUUGCAAAGAUAGUCACCAGCAGAUUGUGUGCAUGUCGGAACAACCAAAGCACAAUGAAGUUUAUUCUCCAGGAAAGGCAGCUUCUGAGGAAAGCCAGAUGCCUAACAGUUGCUUUGUGACUUCCUUGAGAAGUCCAAUCAGACAAAUAGUCUGGGAGCAGAAGCAGAGGGGCUUCAUUUUAGAUAUGUCAAACUUUAACUCAGAAAAGGUAAAGCAAAGGUCUCGGACGGAAGGAACCUCACAAAGCAAAGCUCUUUCUCAGUGCAAGCAUCAGAGUGUAGCAGCACCGUCAGCACUCGGUGAAGGAACCUCACAAAGCAAAGCUCUUUCCCUGUGCAAGCAUCAGAGUGUGGCAGCACCAUCAGUACUAGGUGAAGGUCAGUCCGGACUAGCAGUUCUGAAAGAAUUGUUACAAAAAAGACAGCAGAAAGCACAAAAUGCAAAUACUACAAAAGACCCAUUAUCUACUAACCAUCAGCCAGACAAAAAUAUGUCUGGUUCCCUUGAGAAUAACAAAGCAAACAAACGAACACGAUCGGUAACAUCUCCAAGAAAACCUCGAGCUCCCAGAAGUACAAAACCUAAAGAAAAAACUCCCAAACAUCUAAAAGUUGACUCUGUAAAUUUGCAAGCCUCUAGCCAGUUGGAUAAUUCCCUGUCAGAUGACAGUCCUGUCUUUUUUUCAGAUCCAGGUUUUGAAAGCUGUUACUCACUUGAAGACAGCUUGUCUCCUGAACAUAAUUACAAUUUUGAUAUUAACACAAUUGGUCAGACUGGAUUUUGUAGCUUUUAUUCUGGAAGUCAAUUUGUCCCAGCUGAUCAGAAUUUGCCUCAGAAGUUUCUAAGUGAUGCUGUACAGGACCUUUUCCCAGGACAAGCUGUAGAAAAAAAUGAGUUUUUAAAUCAUGACAAACAGAACUGUGGUGAGGAGAAGCAUCAUGUCUCUGACUCGACCUCAUGGAUUAGAUCCAAUACUUUAAAUCCUGAACUUUUUGAGAAAUCACCCUUAGACAGCAGUGAGAAUCAUCGUCACAACCAGUGGAAAAAUAGCUUUCAUCCUCUAACAACUCGGUCUAAUUCAAUAAUGGAGUCCUUCUGUGUCCAGCAAGCAAAAGACUGCCCAAAUGAAAAAUCCAGAUUGAACAGGAGUUCGAUGAACAAAGAAGUUUUUCUUAGCCUCCCACAGCCAAGCAAUUCAGACUGGAUUCAAGGUCACACCAGAAAAGAAAUGGAACAGUCUCUUGACUCAGUUAAUAACUCUUUUACUACUAUACUGUCCUCCCCAGAUGGAGAGCUUAUGGAUGCAGCCUCUGAAGAUUUAGAAUUGUAUGUUUCAAGAAACAAUGAUAUGUUGACACCAACUCCUGAUAGUUCACCAAGAUCCACCAGCUCUCCCUUGCAAUCUAAAAAUGGCAGCUUCACUCCUCGGACUGCUCACGUUCUAAAGCCACUUAUGUCCCCGCCAAGUAGGGAAGAAAUUGUGGCAACUUUGUUGGAUCAUGAUCUUUCAGAAACUGUUUACCAGGAACCAUUUUGCAGUAAUCCUUCUGAUGUGCCAGAAAAGCCCAGAGAGAUUGGUGGACGGCUACUCAUGGUAGAGACUCGACUUCCAAAUGAUCUGGCUGAGUUUGAAGGAGACUUUUCCUUGGAAGGACUUCGCUUGUGGAAAACAGCAUUCUCAGCAAUGACUCAGAACCCCAGACCAGGGUCACCCCUUCGUCAUAAUCAAGCAGUUGUUAGUAAAGGAUUGGAUAAUAACCAUAAACUGGUCAAAGAUAAAAAAAUUAUCAUUAUGCCUUGCAAAUAUGCUCCAAGUCGACAACUGGUUCAAACAUGGCUUCAAGCCAAAGAAGAAUAUGAACGUUCUAAGAAACUCCCUAAAACUGAGCCAAGUGGGAUGGUAAAAUUUUCUGAGCACCCCAGCCCUUUAGUUAAUCCAGAUGACAAACCUGUAGUGUCUCUGCCAGCAGAUGGAAGCCCGCAUCUACUGCCCAUUCUAACACAUACCAAGGAAGAUGUUGGUAAUUCUCACAUUGCUUUGCAAGCAUCAACAACAGGAUGCAGUCAAACUGUCAGUGCAAGUCAGAUGUUACUACCAGUUGCUUCUGCAGCUGCUCCCGAAAAAGAUCAAGAUGAUGAUAACUAUUACGUUAGUUACAGCUCCCCCGAUUCUCCAGGUAUUCCUCCUUGGCAACAAGCACCUUCUCCAGAUUCCAAAGCAUUAAGUGGAGAUGACAGCCCUUCAUCACCAGUAGAAGGGCUGUGUUCCCCAGCUGUUGAGAACUUCUUAAAGCCACAAAAAGAUGAUGUAGAAAAAAGCCCCUGCAGUGAGGCCAUAGUUAUUUCUCCAGUUAAUGCUAGGGCAAGACCUGGGAAAUGUGAGCCACCUUGUCUUCAUAGUACACCAAUUACACAGAGAAAACUUCUAGAAAGGCUUCCUGAAACAGCUGCUCUGAGCCCUUUAUUAACAGAGCCAAAAGCCCAGAGGUUGAAUAAUAAGAAAGAAAGUGAUACUGACACUUUUAGAAGAGUAUUCUUAACAACACAAAAGAAGACUCAGUUUGCAGCAGUAAAUACCCCAAAGAAAGAGACUUCUCAGAUUGAUGGACCAUCUUUAAACAAUACUUAUGGUUUCAAAGUCAGCAUACAGAACUUACAAGAAGCAAAAGCUCUACAUGAGACACAAAAUCUUACUCUAAUCAGUGUGGAGUUACAUGCUCGAACUAGAAGAGACUUAGAACCAGAUCCUGAAUUUGACCCAAUCUGUGCUCUUUUCUACUGUAUCUCAUCGGACACUCCACUCCCAGAUACUGAACAAACAGAACUCACGGGUGUAAUAGUGAUUGAUAAAGACAAGACAGUCACUGAUCAAGAUAUCAGAUAUCAGACCCCAUUACUUAUCAGAUCUGGAAUUACAGGAUUAGAAGUUACCUAUGCUGCUGAUGAGAAGGCACUCUUUCAAGAAAUUACAAAUAUAAUAAAAAGGUAUGAUCCUGAUAUUCUGCUAGGAUAUGAGAUUCAGAUGCAUUCCUGGGGCUACCUCUUACAAAGAGCUGCAGCUUUAAGUGUUGACUUAUGUCAAAUGAUCUCCCGAGUUCCAGAUGACAGAACUGAAAACAGAUUCUCAGCUGAAAAAGAUGACUAUGGGUCAGAUACAAUGAGUGAAAUAAAUAUUGUUGGCAGGAUUACACUCAACCUUUGGCGAAUCAUGAGAAAUGAGGUGGCUCUAACUAACUACACCUUUGAAAAUGUGAGUUUUCAUGUUCUUCAUCAGCGGUUUCCCCUGUUCACCUUUCGAGUCUUGUCAGAUUGGUUUGAUAACAAGACAGAUCUAUACAGAUGGAAAAUGGUUGAUCAUUAUGUUAGUCGUGUCCGUGGAAAUCUCCAAAUGUUAGAACAGCUGGAUCUAAUUGGGAAAACCAGUGAAAUGGCUAGACUUUUUGGCAUUCAGUUUUUACAUGUAUUGACAAGAGGUUCACAGUACCGUGUAGAGUCAAUGAUGUUGCGUAUUGCUAAACCAAUGAACUAUAUUCCUGUGACACCUAGUGUUCAGCAGAGAUCCCAAAUGAGAGCCCCACAGUGUGUUCCCCUAAUUAUGGAGCCUGAAUCCCGCUUCUAUAGCAACUCUGUUCUCGUUCUGGAUUUCCAGUCACUAUAUCCUUCUAUUGUGAUAGCGUACAACUAUUGUUUCUCUACCUGUCUGGGCCAUGUGGAAAACUUGGGAAAGUAUGAUGAGUUCAAAUUUGGCUGUACCUCUCUAAGAGUACCUCCUGAUUUACUUUACCAAAUUAGGCAUGAUAUCACAGUGUCCCCCAAUGGAGUAGCUUUUGUCAAGCCUUCAGUAAGAAAGGGUGUCCUACCACGAAUGCUGGAAGAAAUUUUGAAGACUAGAUUCAUGGUGAAACAGUCAAUGAAGGCUUACAAGCAAGACAGAGCCCUGUCACGGAUGCUCAAUGCACGUCAGCUGGGACUCAAGCUGAUAGCAAAUGUCACAUUUGGUUAUACAUCUGCUAAUUUUUCUGGGAGAAUGCCAUGCAUAGAGGUUGGAGAUAGCAUUGUUCACAAAGCCAGAGAGACCUUGGAACGAGCAAUUAAACUAGUUAAUGACACCAAGAAAUGGGGUGCUAGGGUUGUGUAUGGAGAUACUGACAGUAUGUUUGUACUACUGAAAGGAGCCACUAAGGAGCAGUCUUUUAAGAUUGGUCAAGAAAUUGCUGAAGCUGUAACAGCUACAAAUCCUAAACCAGUGAAGUUGAAGUUUGAAAAGGUAUAUUUGCCCUGUGUUUUACAAACAAAAAAGAGGUAUGUCGGUUACAUGUAUGAAACAUUGGAUCAAAAAGACCCAGUAUUUGAUGCAAAAGGAAUAGAAACAGUUAGAAGAGAUUCUUGCCCUGCUGUCUCUAAGAUACUUGAACGUUCUCUAAAGCUGCUAUUUGAAACAAGAGAUAUAAGUCUAAUUAAACAGUAUGUUCAGCGGCAAUGUCUGAAGCUUUUGGAAGGAAAAGCGAGCAUACAAGAUUUUAUCUUUGCCAAGGAGUACAGAGGAAGUUCUUCCUACAGACCUGGAGCCUGUGUGCCAGCUCUUGAACUUACAAGGAAAAUGCUUACUUAUGACCGGCGUUCUGAGCCUCGAGUUGGAGAGCGAGUGCCAUAUGUCAUUAUUUAUGGGACCCCGGGAGUACCCCUUAUCCAGUUGGUAAGGCGCCCAGCAGAAGUCCUGCAGGAUCCAACUCUGAGGCUGAAUGCCACUUACUAUAUUACCAAGCAAAUCCUUCCGCCUCUGGCAAGGAUCUUCUCCCUUAUUGGUAUUGAUGUAUUCAGCUGGUACCAUGAAUUACCAAGGAUCCAGAAAGCGACCAGCUCCUCGCGAAGUGAACCUGAAGGGCGAAAAGGCACGAUCUCACAGUACUUCACCACUCUGCACUGUCCGGUGUGCGAUGACCUGACUCAACACGGCAUCUGCAGUAAAUGUCGGAACCAGCCUCAGCAUGUUGCUGUCAUCCUCAAUCAAGAGAUCCGAGAGUUAGAGCGCAAACAAGAGCAGCUUGUGAAGAUAUGCAAGAACUGUACAAGCUCCUUUGACCGACAUAUCCCCUGUGUUUCUCUGAACUGCCCAGUACUUUUCAAACUGUCGCGAGUAAGUAGAGAGUUAUCCAAGGCACCAUAUCUCCGGCAGUUACUAGACCAGUUUUAAGUUAUCAGUAUCCCCGAACUCCAGGUGCUAUUUGUUCAGUGUUUACCACUAACCUGCUGCACGUGGUGCUUUCUCAGUUUUCAUCGAGUCAAGAAUGUUCCCUGUCUGUUAUCUGAAGACUUUGAAGACCUUUAGGCUAACUGAAUUGAAAAUUACAUUUGCUGAUCUCUGGAUAGCUCACUUCUGACAAUGUAUAAAUUCCUCAUUCACCUUUUUAACAUUGUUUUAUAAUUCAAGUGUUGGAUUUGCUCCCGUAUGUAUGUCAUCUUGUAAAUCCAUUUGAACCAAUCAUGUUUGCUUCCUUGUGGAAGGAACAGUGACAACCUCUUACAGAAAAAUCAUUUGUGUGUUUCCCUUGAACUGUCUGUACCAAGCUUAGAUAUAUGUACUUAGAGAUAUCCAUUCACUUUAUAAUUUUGACUGCAAAAUAUUUUGUAAAUACACUUUUUUACUUUUCAAACAACUGAGUAAAAAUAAUGUGCAAUGAAUUUUAUACAAAUGAUUUUCAAGUUGUUUGGUAUACUUCUAGGUUUUGCUUGAUUCAAAAGUAGAUUUGUUAUUUUGAUCAAACUGUGCAAACAGUAGUUCCAUGUGUAGCAUUUUUGAAACAUUAUUUUCUAAAAAACGCUGUCUUGCUUUAGCUAUUAAUGGGGCAUUGUGAGGAACUGUGCAAAGACAUUUUUGUUACAAACCUGUGGGCCUGUUGCAAUACUUUAAAAAUAAAAAAUUUUAUUCCAUUUUUUUGCUUGUUUUGUAUAGACAUUUCUAUUGCUUCUAAAUAUGCUUAAAAUAUUUUCUUUCCUUAUGUACUGUACAGUUAAUCUUAUUUGCCAUCCCUUGAACACAAAAUGUGUAUUUAGAAUAUUUGUAUAACUGUAAAAAUGAAAGAGCAAUGAUGUGGUUAGUGCAUUGUUUUUUAAACUGGAAAUCAUUUUGUUUUAAGAGUUAAUAUUGGAAACCAUAUUAAAAUUGAACAAAAUAUGAA